Molecule: messenger RNA, 4679 nt
Organism: Jatropha curcas
Lineage: Eukaryota; Viridiplantae; Streptophyta; Magnoliopsida; Malpighiales; Euphorbiaceae
Source: RefSeq, a predicted model, not a curated record
UUGUCCUCCACGUUUCCUCGCCUCAAGGAUUGCAUCUUUGACCUCUGUCGCUCUGUAUUUUAUCUUCUGCUUCAAAAACUCGAUUCUAUAUAUGUAUAUGAGUGAACCCAAAAACCUCUCAAAGGUGGAACUCGCUUAUUCAAUAAGGAAUACGAUAGUAUCUUUCUUUCAAACUCACCUUCAAUAAUGUUUUCAGGUACUGAUUUUCUCCUCAAACCCAUUUUCCUCCGCGGGUUUUCUGGCUCUUUACACUUACUUUUGUUAUUUGUGUUAUUAGUCACGUUUGUUUUUAAGAAACUUAGUGUGGGUGGUAGUGAAGAUAUUAAACAGAGGUUUGAUAAUACCAAGAGGGCAUUGUGUUACAAACUCGCUCUGUUCUGUUGUCUGGGCGUUUCGGUGUCCAGUUUUGUCUGGUGCUUAUUGAGCUACUUCUAUUGGUAUAGGAGUGGUUGGUCUGAUGAUGAAAUAGUUACCCUUUCGGAUUUCGCGCUUAGAGCAAUCUCUUGGGGUGCACUUUCUGUCUAUUUGCAUACCCAAUUUUUUAUUUUACCUGAUAUUAAGUUCCUAUUUCUAUUGAGAGUUUGGUGGGGCGUUUAUUUUUCAAUUUCUUGUUAUUGUCUUGUCGUGGACAUUUUUCUUUAUGGAAAACAUGAACAUGUGUCCUCCCAAGUUCACUAUUUAGUAUCAGAUGCAGUCUCUGUCUUCACUGGUUUGUUUCUUUGUUUUGUGGGGUUCUUGAAAAUUAAGGGUGAAUAUACACUUCUUGAAGAACCUCUAUUAGAUGGUAAUAAUUUAGAUUCAACCAAGUCUAGGGGAGGUGAUUUUGUAACUCCUUACUCAAAUGCUGGUAUUUUCAGCUUUCUUACCUUCUCUUGGAUGGGUUCCCUAAUUGCUGUUGGUAAUAAGAAAUCCAUAGACAUUGAAGAUGUUCCUCAACUUCAUAGUGUGGAUAGUGCAGUUGGGUCUUUUCCAGUUUUCAAAAAUAAACUCGAGUCAUAUAGUGGUGCCACUAGUGGAGUUACUACAUUUAAGCUUGUGAAGGCACUGUUCUCAUCAGUUUGGAAAGAAAUUCUGUAUACAGCUUUUCUUGCGCUGCUGUACACAGCGGCUUCCUAUGUCGGUCCAUACCUUAUAGAUGCGUUUGUUCAAUGCCUCAAUGGGCGAGGGCAGUAUAAAAAUCAGGGAUAUAUUUUAGCUUCUGCCUUUUUUAUUGGGAAGGUUGUAGAGUGCCUCUCACAGAGGCACUGGUUCUUUUGGUUGCAGCGAAUUGGAAUUAGGAUGCGCUCAGUACUUAUGGCUAUGAUCUACAACAAAGGCUUAACCAUUUCAUGCCAGUCAAAGCAAGGCCACACUAGUGGGGAGAUCAUCAAUUUUAUGACAGUUGAUGCAGGGCGAAUUGGUGACUUUAGCGGGUACAUGCAUGAUCCUUGGCUGGUAAUCAUCCAAGUUAGUUUGGCCUUAUUUAUAUUGUAUAAAAAUCUUGGGCUUGCAGCAGUUGCAGCUUUGCUUGCAACUAUUAUUGUCAUGUUGUUGAACUAUCCAUUAGGGAGACUACAGGAGAGAUUUCAGGAGAAGUUAAUGGAAUCUAAAGACAAAAGAAUGAAAGCAACAUCUGAGAUAUUAAGGAAUAUGAGAAUCCUGAAGCUGCAGGCAUGGGAAAUGAAGUUUUUGUCUAAGAUUAUUGAGCUCCGAAACACUGAGACAGGAUGGUUGAAGAAAUUUGUUUACACUUCAGCAAUUGUCGGUUUUGUCUUCUGGGCUGCUCCUACUUUAGUGUCUGUGUCCACUUUUGGUACUUGUGUGCUUUUGGGAAUCCCACUUGAGUCAGGGAAAAUCUUGUCCGCACUUGCCACAUUUAGGAUUCUUCAGCAGCCAAUCUAUAAUCUUCCUGACACAAUUUCUAUGAUGGUUCAAACCAAGGUUUCCCUCGACAGAAUUGCAUCUUUCCUACGUCUCGAUGACUUGCAGUCUGAUGUUAUAGAGAAGAUUCCUAGAGGUAGUUCUGACACAGCAGUAGAAAUAGGUGAUGGGAAUUUCUCGUGGGACUUGUCUUCUCCAAAUCCAACCCUAAAAGACAUUAAUUUUAAAGUUUUCCAUGGUAUGAGGGUUCUGUACCAUGGUAUGAAGGGUUUGGCUGUAUGUGGUACUUUGUUGGAUUCAGGCAAGUCGAGCUUACUGUCCUGCUAUUUUGGAGAGGUGGCCCAAGAAUAUCGGGGACACUUAUAGCUAUGUGGGAAAAAAGGCCUAUGUUGUCAGUUGCCUUGGAUUCAGAGUGGCAAGAUUGAAAGAGAACAUAUUAUUGGCAACGGAGAUGGACAAAAGAAAGGUAAGAAAGGAUAAUUGGAGGCAUGUUCUCUGAAGAAGGACCUGGAAAUCCUCUCAUGCGUGACCCACAGUUAUAGGUUGAGAGGGGUAUCAAUUCUGAGUGGUUUGGAAAGAACAGAGAAUACAAAUAGCAACGAGUCUCUACAAGAUGCUGAUAUCUAUCUAUUUGACGAUCCCUUUGCGCAGUUUGAUGCUCAUACCGGAAAACAUCUAUUUAAGGAAGUUUUGCUUGGCCUGUUUGACCGUACUGUUAUUUAUGUUACUCAUCAAGUUGAAUUCUUACCAGUUGCUGAUUUAAUAUUGGUGAUGAAAGAUGGAAGGAUCACACAGGCUGGGAGUACGAUGACAUUCUCAAUUAAGUACGAUGACAUUCUCAAUUCAGGGUCUGAUUUUAUGGAACUUGUUAGUGCACAUAAGACAGCUUUAUCUGUACUUGAUUCCAAACAGGCAGGGUUGACUUCUGGAAAUGAAAGUAUCAGCCAGGAUGUUGAUGGCAUGAGCAUUACCAAUGGAGUUCUAUCGAAAGAAGAAAAUAAAGAUGUACAAAAUGGUAAAGCUGGAGUGAUAGCUGAGCCCAAACGACAGCUUGUUCAAGAAGAAGAGAGAGAAAAAGGUAAAGUUGGAUUCCAUGUAUACUGGAAAUAUCUGACAACUGCAUAUGGAGGAGCCGUGGUGCCCUUUUUUUUGCUGGCACAGAUUCUCUUUCAGGUCCUCCAAAUUGGUAGCAACUAUUGGAUGGCUUGGGCAACUCCGUUGUCAAAGGAUGUGGAACCUGUUGUUAGUGGGUUCAAAUUAAUAAUCGUCUAUGUAGCUUUGGCUGUUGGAAGUUCUUGUUGGAAGUUCUCUUGUGCAUUCCUCGCCCAGAGCCACAGUUUGUUUGAACAAGCGCCUGGACUAUCAUCAUUUACCAUUCAGAGACAGAGUCCUCACAAUUUUUUUGUUUUGCAGCAAUACUAUCUCCCAUCUGCAAGAGAGCUUUCACGAUUGGUUGGAGUGUGUAAAGCCCCAGUUAUCCAACAUUUCGCCGAAACAAUUUCAGGAUCGACAACUGUCAGAAGCUUUGAUCACCAAUCAAGAUUCCAAGAAACAAAUAUGAACCUGACUGAUGCAUAUUCUCGACCUCAUUUUCAUGUUGCUAGUGCAAUGGAAUGGCUUUGCUUCUCAACGCUUGAAUUAUUCUCUUCUCUCACAUUGCCUCUUCUUUGUUUCUUCUCUUUGUUUUUCUUAAUCUCUUUUCCGGAGGGAAUUAAUCCAGCCAUUGCCGGUUUAGCUGUGACAUAUGGACUCAAUCUAAACGCGCUGCAAGCUACGGUGAUAUGGAAUAUUUGCAAUCUAGAAAAUAAAAUCAUAUCAGUAGAGAGAAUACUCCAAUACAUGUCUACUCCUAGUGAGCCUCCUCUUGUAGUAGAUGAAAACCGGCCAGACCCUUCUUGGCCAUCACAUGGAGAAGUAGAUAUUUGUAAUUUGCAGGUUCGGUAUACCCCUCAUAUGCCACUCGUGUUUUACCCCUCAAAUUGCCACUCGUGUUGCAAGGUCUCACAUAGUACUUCUUCCCAAGGAGGAAAAAAACUGGAUAGAAGAACAGUGCAUCGACUUGCGAUCAAGAUAUAUAUCAUGUAUUCCUCAAGGAGUCCUAUCAUGUUCGAAGGGGAUCAGAGUAACCUGGACCCUCUUGAAGAGUACACAGAUGAUCAAAUUUGGGAGGCUCUUGAUAAGUGCCAACUUGGAGAUGAGGUUAGGAAGAAGGAGGAAAAGCUAGAUUCAACGGUCACUGAGAAUGGAGAGAACUGGAGCAUGGGUCAAAGGCAGCUAGUCUGUCUCGGGCAAGUGCUACUGAAGAAGAGUAAGGUCUUGGUUCUUGAUGAAGCUACUGCCUCGGUUGAUACAGCUACUGAUAAUUUAAUUCAGCAAACUAUUAGGCAACACUUCUUUGACUCUACAGUUAUAACCAUUGCACAUCGAAUAACUUCUGUUUUUGAUAGCGACAUGGUUCUGGUUCUAAGUCAUGGACUUGUGGAGGAAUAUGACUCUCCAGCUAGGUUACUCGAAAACAAGUCAUCGUCAUUUGCACAACUUGUAGCAGAAUAUUCAGCAAGAUCAAACUCAAGUUUUCAGAAGUUAACUGAAAUAAAUAGUGAUUCUUCACAAACCACUGUUCACCUUUCUUGACAAUGACGAAAUUGUCAUGUUUGAAUUCAGUUGUUUAGGCAACCAAAUCAAGGAUUAGAGUGUUUUAUUGUAAUCAGUUUUACUAAAAUUUUAUACUGAUUAAGGUGCAGUUUCUUGGAUUAUAUGGAGAAAAUGAACUCUUCUAAUAUGAAAUAUAUACCCUGUGGCUUUUCUUGUUUAUUGCA